Parnassius mnemosyne (clouded apollo) is the source of this 1620-nucleotide messenger RNA. Lineage: Eukaryota; Metazoa; Arthropoda; Insecta; Lepidoptera; Papilionidae. The record is from the annotation of a GenBank genome assembly.
AUGCAGGCGCGGCUGCUUUGGCUGGUGGCUCUCUGUGCGGCAGCGGCGCACGCUGCACGAAUUCUCGCUGUGCUGCCCACUAACACUAGAAGUCAUUAUGCUAUGUACGGUCGCCUCAUCGAAGCACUGGCCAAGAGACAACAUCAUGUAACAGUUUUGACCCAUUUUACUAGGAAACAUCAGCUAACAAAUAUAGAAGAGAUAAACCUAGCGGGAACAAUACCAGAGAUCACUAAUAACUUAACGAAGCAACACAACUCCUUAAAGCCUGAAUUUAUUCACAACUUGGAACAGAUUAUGAAGGAAUGUGUUCAGGCUUGUGAAAUAGUAUCACAGUUGCCUGCUGUGAAAGCUCUAAUAAAUUCUACGGCCACCUUCGACUUGGUCAUCAUUGAAGUGUUUGGAAGCGAAUGUUUCCUUCCUUUCGGUAGGAGGUUUCAAGCUCCCGUAGUCGGUAUUCUUUCAAGCGUGCCUCUACCCUGGGUCAAUGAACAACUGGGAAAUCCGGAAGCAACUGCCUACGUACCAGCUUAUAUGAUGAGUUAUGGACAGCAUAUGUCUCUUUGGGAACGAUUAGUCAACACGAUAGCUGUUUUGUGGGCCAAGUUUAUGUACAAGUACAAAUCACAAAUUCCUUCACAGGUGAUAGCGGAUCGUCUGUUUGGCCCGGGACCUAAGCUGGAGACGUUAGCUCAGAACUAUAGCCUGGUGUUGUCAAAUAGUCAUUUUAGUAUAAACGAAGUACGGCCAUUAGUUCCAGCUUUCGUUGAAGUUGGAGGGCUGCAUUUGGAUAAUUCGCAAACGUUGCCUGAGGAGUUGAAGUCACUGUUGGACGAGUCUUAUGAUGGCGUAAUAUACUGGAGUUUUGGCUCUAUGUCGAGAAUAGAAACAAUCGCGAACGAGAAGCUGGUGCAGAUAUUUAAGGUGAUAUCCGAACUAUCGCAGAUAGUGCUGGUGAAAAUGGACAGGAGGAUGCUUGCUAAAAACCUCACAGUUCCAGAUAAUGUGUACACAAUGGACUGGAUUCCGCAGUAUAAAACACUUUGUCACCCAAAUAUUAAAGUAUUCAUAUCACACGGUGGUCUACUCGGAACCCAAGAGGCAGUUGCAUGCGGGGUGCCCAUGCUAACCGUUCCUUUAUACGCUGACCAGGCUCUCAAUGGCCGAGCCAUGCAAGACCGCGGAGUUGCCCGCACCAUCACACUAAAGGAAACCAACAAAGAAACAUGGAGGGACGCCCUACACGAUUUACUUACGGAUCCUAAGUACAAGCAAAAUUCUAUGAAGUUAAAAGAAACGUUCCUGGAUCGUCCGCUACCACCUCUAGAGACUGCAGUAUAUUGGAUUGAAUAUGUUCUGAGACACGAAGGCGCCAGCCAUUUACGCUCACCAGCACAAGACUUAUCAUUUGUACAAUAUAUAUUAUUAGAUAUAGUAGUAAUUAGUGUAGCCGUUACAUUAGUCACAGUUUAUAUUCUCUAUAUACUGUUUAGAUAUCUAAGUAGAAGGUGCAUUCGAUGGUGGCCGAAAGAGAAACUUGUCUUUGAGAAAAGAUUGUUCAGACGGAACAGAAGUGUGUUUCAUUGCUUAUUUUGGAUAUAUAAGUUUAAGCCUAAUUAA